ACCGAACAAAAUGUUAAACAGACUUUGAGAAAUAAAUAAAUCCCGAGAGGCGUGAGAUUUAACCACACGUUAAAUCCAAAACCUCAUUGACAUCCCCGCCAUUUCUUGUCCGAAACUGACAUUGCCCAUAUAUAUUACACAACCAUGUCUCUUUCUGUCUCCCCCUUUGCUCUCUCUCAGAGCAUCAACAUUUUGCAUUCAGGAAUCAUAGUUCUUACAAUAUCGGUAUGUCGAGUUGUGGCGAUUUCUCCAACGAUUUUGACAUGCAACUGAUCGGGAACUUUCUGAGUUUUGCAUCGAGGGGAGAUAGAGUUGGACUUAACAUGAUGUUGAGGGAAGGCAUUUCUCCUAAUGUGCAGGAUUAUGAUAAGAGAACUGCUCUGCAUCUUGCAGCUAGUGAAGGACAUUCCUCGAUUGUCGAGCUUCUUGUGCAAUACAAAGCUGAUGUUAACCUUCAAGAUCGGUGGCAACGAACUCCGUUGACAGAUGCAAGGCUAUAUGGACAUCGUGACAUAUGCAGAAUUCUUGAAGUGAAUGGUGGCAGAGAUACUAUCAAUCACCAUUCAAUGACAGUUCGUCCUGAAGAAGAGUCGAAUGAAGUGGACAUCGACAUGUCAGAACUUAACAUGCAAUACUCCACGUCAAUUAAGCAGGGUGUGUAUGGAGAUUCCGAAAAGGUGAAGUGGCGUGGAACAUGGGUUGUAAAAACAAUAUUUAAAAGAGAGAUAUCUCACCCUGUUAACAUGGUGUUGACUGCAACGGAUAACACUAAUUUGAGGGAACUUCGGCAUCCUAAUAUACUGCAGUUUCUUGGAUCUAUUUUGCAUGGUGAGGAGAUGAUCCUUAUCACAGAGCAUCUAUCUGAAGGAAAUUUGGAAAACAUUUUAACGAAGAAAACUCGGCUUGACUUGGCUACAGCUAUGCGUUAUGCACUUGACAUUGCUCGGGGAAUGAAUUAUCUUCAUGGGCACAAGCCCUUUCCUAUAGUGCACAAUCAUUUGGAUCCAAGAAAUUUAUUGCAAGAUGAAGGUGGCCAUUUAAAAAUUGGUGAAUAUUGGGUCCAGAUGGUAUAUAAACGGAUACCACCUAAUCAGGAUAGCUCCCAGAGGACCAAUAUUUCCGGCAUCAUAAACAAUUCAUCUAAUAAUACAGAGAGGGAUGUUCAAUCUUUUGGAUUUAUAUUUUAUGAGAUGCUUGAGGGAAGACAACUCAAAAGAUCAAAUUCAGGCCUGAUUAAUCUCACGUCUGUUGAUGAAUUGAAGUUCCCUUUAAGUCGCUGUCCUGUAAGAAUCCAACAGAUGAUUCAGCAUUGUAUUACAAAAGAUCCUUCCAUAAAGAGGCCUACAUUUGACGGAAUCAUAGAUACACUAGAAGAAGUUUCACAGCGUCUGGGAAAAGCUGCUUGUCCAGUCUGCUGAGCAUAUUAACUGCGUGGAGCACUGUAAUGAAAGCUUUUUAUAAAAUUUCCGGUCAAGGUAUUCACCAGCAAACUUUCAUGACAUAAUGGAUAUUGCUUUAUUUACCAGUCCAUAUAUUUGUAUAUUAAUUAAUGUACAAUGUAUGACAUACAUUUACCUUUUUUAAAGAGUUUACAAUAAUAUUACA
Messenger RNA from Daucus carota subsp. sativus, 1605 nucleotides. RefSeq names its product integrin-linked protein kinase 1-like. The record is from RefSeq and is a predicted model, not a curated record. Gene Ontology annotation, biological process: protein phosphorylation. The coding region runs from base 228 to 1418 and encodes 396 amino acids. Lineage: Eukaryota; Viridiplantae; Streptophyta; Magnoliopsida; Apiales; Apiaceae. The transcript is spliced from 12 exons. Gene Ontology annotation, molecular function: ATP binding; protein serine/threonine kinase activity; protein binding.